CAGUUUCUUUAUAUGGAAUAAGGUUGAGGCCUAGUCAAACCUAUUGUGGACAAUGCUGCCUGCUGCCUCGUGUUGAGCACAGCCCGCCCCCCGCACAAACUCUGCCGCGAUCUACAAAUAUCUCUUCCGAUCUCCCUGACCUCUCAAUCAUCCUAGCUCUCACUCAUGGCUCAAUCCGACUUGAGCUUUCUCGAAAUCCACCCCUUUAUCCGCGAAGGGGUGCUCGAUCGGGUCCGCGGGACGAUAUUCGGUGGUGCUCUAGGAGACGCAGUUGGGCUGUAUACAGAAUUCCUCUCCAAGGAUCUUCUUCGUGCAGCAUACCCAGAUCGCAGGUUCCAGCUGGUGGACCCGGCGACGGAGCUCAGGAAUGAUGGACAUCGCAAUAAAUUUGUUAAAACUGCCUGGACAGAUGAUACCGACCACGCACUGCUCAUAGUGUUGUCCUAUCUGCAUAAUGGGAGGUUGGAUUCGCUCGACUUCGCCCGACGGCUGCAGUUCUGGUGCGAACAGGGUCUACGGUGUCUGGACAGAUUACCACUGGGACUGGGUAGAACAGUUGGAAGAGCUGUUUGCGACCGCCGGUUCGUGGAUAGCCCUGCAGAGACGGCGUAUCGACACUGGAAGGCCUCCAACUAUACGUCUGCCGCGAACGGAUCGUUGAUGCGAACGGCCCCUCUUGGAAUAAUAUGCCUUGGAAAGACUCAAACAGAGACAUUUGACAUGGCCGCUGAGUUUUCCAGCAUCACUCACCCCGAUCCCCGGUGUCUUGUCGCCUGCGGUCUUGUUACCGCGCUCAUCCGUGAUAUUCUAGACGGCCAGCUGCGGGUGGAAACGGACCUUGAGAGAUCUAUUUCUUCAGCCGAAGCAUGCUUCGAAGAAUGGAUCAGCAGGCAAGAUCUCUCCGUCGAAGAAGCUGCUAUGUAUCCUGAGUUCGACCAUGAGGAGUACCAAAAGCAUGUAUCGGCCGAGAGCCUCGAGGAGCUUGAGCUAGACGCCGGGACGACAAUGGGAUACGUUUAUAAAGCCCUAGGAGCAGGUAUAUUCGUCCUGCGGCAAGGUCUUAGGCGCGUUAAUUCUGGCGAAUUGCCGGUGGGUCUAUUCGAAGAACUGAUUACGUCGCUGGUACUCCAAGGGGGAGACGCAGACACUAAUGCUACUGUGGCUGGUGCUCUGCUUGGCGCUCUCCUGGGGUAUAAAAGCCUACCACCAAAGUGGAAGGACGGUCUCAUGCAUGGCCGGUGGCUGUUCCAGAAGUCCGAUGCUCUGGCAUCGGUCUUGGGUAUUCAUCCCUUCCCAUCCUACGACUCUGAGAGUGAUCCGGAUAACAGACUGGAUGGAGGGAAGCCACGGCUCACCCAGGAUCAGCUUGAGCAUCGCGAACAAGAGUUUGUCAAGGGAUACCUAGCCAAGUCUGGGCCACACGCAGAUCAAAAACAGACUGGUUGGGUGAGUAGGCUGUUUUGGAGAGCAGCAGCGUGGCCGCUGGAAGGUGGGAUGUAGCGAAGUUGCCCUAAACAACGAAGCAUCAGGGAAGCAGCGAUGCACGUCUGUUAAUAACAAUUC
This is a messenger RNA of Aspergillus versicolor CBS 583.65, 1563 nucleotides long. Its product is annotated as ADP-ribosylglycohydrolase family protein. The record is from RefSeq and is a predicted model, not a curated record. The coding region runs from base 166 to 1500 and encodes 444 amino acids. Lineage: Eukaryota; Fungi; Ascomycota; Eurotiomycetes; Eurotiales; Aspergillaceae. The transcript has 5 exons.